AUGCUGAGCACCUGGACAAUCACACUUUUCCUGCUGGGAGCAGCCAGUGCCAAAGAAAUCUGUUUCAAUGACCUCGGGUGCUUUUCUGAUUUGGAGCCUUGGGCCGGGACGGUGAUCCGGCCCCUGAAAGUUCUCCCCUGGAGCCCUGAGAAGAUCGGCACCCGCUUCCUGCUCUACACCAAUGAAAACCCAAACAACUUUCAGACUCUCCUGCCCUCUGACUCAUCAACGAUUGAGGCGUCAAAUUUCCGAACGGAUCGGAAGACCCGGUUCAUCAUCCACGGUUUCAUCGACAAGGGAGACGAGAACUGGGUGCUGGAUAUGUGCAAGAACAUGUUCCAGGUGGAGGAGGUGAACUGCAUCUGCGUGGACUGGAAGAAGGGCUCCCAGACCAGCUACACACAGGCCGCCAACAAUGUGCGGGUGGUGGGGGCCCAGGUGGCCCAGAUGAUCGGGAUCCUCUCGACAGAUUAUAACUACUCCCCUUCCCAAGUCCACCUCAUCGGCCACAGCCUGGGAGCCCAUGCGGCUGGAGAGGCAGGCAGCAGAACUCCAGGCCUGGGCAGGAUCACAGGGCUGGAUCCCGUAGAAGCCAGUUUCGAGGGCACUCCCGAAGAGGUCCGCCUGGAUCCCUCCGAUGCUGUCUUUGUGGACGUGAUUCACACAGACGCAGCGCCCCUCAUCCCAUUCUUGGGUUUUGGCACGAAGCAGCAGUUGGGUCACAUUGACUUCUUCCCCAAUGGAGGCGAGGAGAUGCCAGGAUGCAAGAAGAAUGCGCUCUCCCAGAUCGUGGAUCUGGAUGGCAUCUGGGAGGGAACCCGGGACUUCGUGGCUUGCAAUCACUUAAGAAGCUACAAGUACUACUCAGAGAGCAUCCUCAACCCCGACGGGUUUGCCGCUUACCCCUGUACUUCCUACCGGGCCUUUAAAUCGAACAAGUGCUUCCCCUGCCCGGAUGAAGGGUGCCCACAGAUGGGUCACUAUGCUGAUAAGUUUGCCAGCAAGCUGAGUGGCGAGCCCCAGAAAUUCUUCCUGAACACGGGAGAAUCCAGCAAGUUUGCUCGCUGGAGAUACGGAGUCUCUGUAACUCUGUCCGGAAGAACCAUCACCGGCCAGAUAAAAGUUGCUCUGUUUGGAGACCAGGGGAACACUCGCCAGUACGACAUCUUCAGAGGGCUUAUCAUGGCAGGCUCCACCCACUCCAAUGAGUUUGACGCAGAGCUUGACAUCGGGACAAUUGAGAAAGUCAAGUUUCUCUGGAAUAACAAUGUGAUCAACCCCACCUUCCCCAGAGUGGGGGCAGCCCAGAUCACCGUGCAAAAGGGAGAGGAGAAGACAGUGCACACCUUCUGCAGUGAAGAGACGGUGAGGGAAGAUGUGCUGCUGACUCUCCUGCCCUGUUAAACUCCAGGCCCCGUGC
Echinops telfairi (small Madagascar hedgehog) is the source of this 1420-nucleotide messenger RNA. RefSeq names its product pancreatic lipase related protein 1 (gene PNLIPRP1). Gene Ontology annotation, molecular function: protein binding; triacylglycerol lipase activity. Lineage: Eukaryota; Metazoa; Chordata; Mammalia; Afrosoricida; Tenrecidae. The transcript has 12 exons. The coding region runs from base 1 to 1404 and encodes 467 amino acids. The record is from RefSeq and is a predicted model, not a curated record. Gene Ontology annotation, biological process: lipid metabolic process.